Marmota monax (woodchuck) is the source of this 1915-nucleotide messenger RNA. It is a transcript of the gene Calr, whose product is annotated as calreticulin. The record is from RefSeq and is a predicted model, not a curated record. Bases 90 to 1346 code for a protein of 418 amino acids. Gene Ontology annotation, biological process: protein folding. Gene Ontology annotation, molecular function: calcium ion binding. The transcript is spliced from 9 exons. Gene Ontology annotation, cellular component: endoplasmic reticulum membrane; endoplasmic reticulum. Lineage: Eukaryota; Metazoa; Chordata; Mammalia; Rodentia; Sciuridae.
CAGCCGGCGACGGCGUCCGUCCGUACUGCAGAGCCGCUGCUGGAGGAUCGUUUUAAAGGGCCCGCGCGCCGCCGCCCCCUCGGCCCGCCAUGCUGCUACCUGUGCCGAUACUGCUCGGCUUCCUCGGCCUGGUCGCCGCCGCGCCCUCCGUGUACUUCAAGGAGCAGUUUCUGGACGGAGACGAGUGGACCUACCGCUGGAUCGAAUCCAAACACAAGUCAGAUUUUGGCAAAUUCGUCCUUAGUUCCGGCAAGUUCUACGGUGACCAGGAGAAGGAUAAAGGGCUGCAGACCAGCCAGGAUGCCCGCUUUUAUGCCCUGUCGGCCAGAUUCGAACCUUUCAGCAACAAGGGCCAGACGCUGGUGGUGCAGUUCACUGUGAAGCAUGAGCAGAACAUUGAUUGUGGGGGUGGCUACGUGAAGCUGUUUCCUGAUAAUUUGGACCAGACAGACAUGCAUGGAGAUUCAGAAUACAACAUCAUGUUCGGCCCAGACAUUUGUGGCCCAGGCACGAAGAAGGUUCAUGUCAUUUUCAAUUACAAGGGCAAGAACAUGCUGAUCAACAAGGAUAUUCGGUGCAAGGAUGAUGAAUUCACACACCUCUACACACUGAUUGUACGGCCCGACAACACCUACGAGGUGAAAAUUGACAACAGCCCCGUGGAAUCAGGCUCCUUGGAGGAUGAUUGGGACUUCUUGCCUCCCAAGAAGAUAAAGGAUCCUGAUGCUUCCAAGCCAGAAGACUGGGAUGAGCGUGCCAAGAUUGAUGACCCCACAGACUCCAAACCUGAGGACUGGGACAAACCUGAGCACAUCCCUGACCCUGAUGCUAAGAAGCCUGAGGACUGGGAUGAAGAAAUGGAUGGAGAGUGGGAACCACCAGUGAUUCAGAACCCUGAGUACAAGGGUGAGUGGAAGCCACGCCAGAUUGACAACCCAGAUUACAAGGGCAUAUGGAUCCACCCAGAAAUUGACAACCCUGAAUACUCCCCUGAUGCCAAUAUCUAUGCUUAUGAUAACUUUGCUGUGCUGGGCCUAGAUCUCUGGCAGGUCAAGUCUGGUACCAUCUUUGAUAACUUCCUCAUCACCAACGAUGAGGACUAUGCAGAACAGUUUGGCAAUGAGACAUGGGGUGUCACAAAGGAUGCAGAAAAACAGAUGAAAGACAAACAGGAUGAGGAGCAGAGGCUUCAAGAGGAAGAGGAGGAAAAGAAGCGUAAGGAGGAAGAGGAGGAGGGAGAAGACAAGGAGGAUGAGGAGGACAAAGAUGAGGACGAGGAGGAUGAGGAGGACAAAGAGGAAGACGAGGAGGAAGAUGCCACUGGCCAGGCCAAGGAUGAGCUGUAGAGGCCACACUGGCCACCUCCAGGGCUGGACUGAGGCCUGGACGCUCCCACUGCAGAGCUGGCCACGCCAAAUAAUGUCUCUAUGAGACUCAAGAACUUUCAUUUUUUUCCAGGCGGGUUCAGAUUUGGGGUGGAUUUUGGUUAUUUCCCCCGCCUUUUUUUUUUUUUUUUUUUUUUUUUUUUUACUGGUGUUUUUGUCUUCAAUUCUCCUUCAGGCCUCACCACCCCUCUCAUUUUCUCAAUCAACAUCUUUCCCUUUUUCUGUCCCCUUUGUUCCUGGUCCCUUAGCUACUACUCUCCAACCCUGGGGGUGAGGGUGUGGAGAAGCCCUAGGCUUGAGAUUCCAUCUGCUCUCCUUCCUGGAGACCAGAGGGGGGCAGGAGAAAGGGGUGGCAUCUUCAGCUCCCCAGCACUGAGGAAGACUGGGGCUCUUCCUGCCCCCCCCCCCUUUUUUCUCCCCUGCCUCCAGGACUGGGCCACUUCUGGGUGGGGCAGUGGGUUCCAGCUCGGCUCACACUGAGAAUGUAAGAACUACAAACAAAAUUUCUAUUAAAUUAAGUUUUGUGUCUC